AUGUGUUAUAUUCGUGGCGAGGCAGACAACUCCAUCGAAGCGAUUCUUGCCCGAAGUCGCAGAAGAGAGUUGGUUGCACGCGUCGGACCAGCAGCUGUGCGUUAUCUGCCCAGUGACGACCCACACGCUUUCCUUCUGCCGGACAACAGGUUGGAGCCCGCAGAGCGAAAGUGGCAAAAGCUCUUCGUGGCUCUUCCAUGGCUGACGUUUGCCGCGAUGCUCGCGCUCCCGGUCCUGAUCGUGCAUGGCAAUUUGCCAUAUCUAUUGCAGCGGGCGGAGCACGACAAACAGGCAGCUGGCAGAAGAACGCUCUCGGCCCACCGCGUUCCAGAUUUCCAGGUUGUUAACUUUGGCCAGAUGCCAGAUGUGUUGGAACGACCUUUUCCGACAAUGUUGAUUCUGUUCCACCCAGCCACGUUGGCAUCAAAAGUCUUUUUGCCAGUUCUGCAAGAUUUGGAAGGCCUAUUGCGGAAGUCUGCGAUUCCUGUGAGCAUCGCGGCUUUAGACCUGACAGCUUCGCCCCUUCCUCCUGAUGCGUUCCUUUGGGAAUACCCAGCAGCUGUUUCGCCCCACAUCCAGCUGAUCCUUCCAAGAUCCAUGGAGGGAGAGGCCGGCGUGGCGGACUAUGACGGUGGAUGGAAUGCACGGUCGUUGGCAGCAGCGGCGUGUCGUGUGAGCCUCAUCACUUUGGACCUUGUGUGCAUCCCGGCAUUACGUUCUGCAGAAAUGGCUUCUUGUGUCUGCAGCUGUGGGAGCCAGGGUUCCAGCAAAUUUGAGACACAAGAGUCCCCACUUGGGCUAUGGAGCUUCAGCGCACCUUCCUCGGCUGCAAAAAGGAGGAGCCGCAUGCAGACAGACGGUCCUUGA
Symbiodinium natans is the source of this 867-nucleotide messenger RNA. Lineage: Eukaryota; Dinophyceae; Suessiales; Symbiodiniaceae. The record is from the annotation of a GenBank genome assembly.